Messenger RNA from Harpegnathos saltator (Jerdon's jumping ant), 1581 nucleotides. RefSeq lists its product as uncharacterized. NCBI's taxonomy places the organism in Eukaryota, Metazoa, Arthropoda, Insecta, Hymenoptera, Formicidae. The record is from RefSeq and is a predicted model, not a curated record. Gene Ontology annotation, molecular function: ATPase activator activity. The coding region runs from base 119 to 1240 and encodes 373 amino acids. Gene Ontology annotation, cellular component: proton-transporting V-type ATPase complex. The transcript has 3 exons.
GUGAUAUAUAUCAUAUGAUCGCGAGAAGAUCAGGUGCUCUGCUUUUACUUUCUGCUUGGUCAGUUAGUAACGUUCGAUAGUGAGAGAUUGAUACGGCUUAUUUUAAUUUGAUUCAACAAUGAAGAGCAAUACGAGAAAACUACAGAAUUUUCAAUUUUUCCUAGCUAUAAGCAUCAUUUGUCAAAUUACGCUUUUACAUGCUGAUCCGUGCGUGCCUGUUAUAAUAUGGUGUUUAAAUAAUCAGUCCGACAUUGUCAACUCGACGCAGUUGAACGCAAUAUCCAAUCCAUUGCAAAAAUUAUCAUUGGAAGAUUUUGAAAGAACUUUAUUCCAACUGGAUAAAAUCAUCGACUUGCUUAUCGUCACCAAUGAAUUUUGCAUUGAAGAUUUCAAGAAUAUUAAGAUACUCUCAAAUGUUACCAAUGGUUCUAAGAUGCACUAUCUUCCCUGUGUUGAUACACCGUAUUCUGUCUUCCGCAAGACUUUUAAUUACAAACAGAUGAAAACAUUAGAGGACAUAAAUGAUAAUCAUGAAUUAAACAUGGUUUUCAAAGAUAUUGACUCAAGUACAUAUAUAGCAAUUACAGGAAAGGAAUGUCGAUAUAGUCAAAAUGAACGUAUAAAGCGAGAAGUUUUUGCUGAUAAUUCUACAGACUUCAGAAUAAAAACAGAUAGAGUUCUUCUAUAUUCUAGUGCAGCACUAUCAUUCAAGGUUGGAAAUUCAGAAAAUGCCAUAUCGCUUCCCAGUUCUGGUGCUACAGCAUCAACUCAUACAGAUACAAAUGGUACACUAACCUUGACCAUUAAGUUUUCUGAUAUUGAGGAAAUUGGCAGGCUGACCCUAGAGUUCUUUUUCUCAGUUAAAAGUAUGGGCUAUUAUAUGUUGAAGAAAGUUCAUUAUGAGACAAGCAGUACAAGUGAUUUUCUAGAAACGAAAUUAGACAUUUACUUUCCAUACAAUUUUUCUUAUCACUGUUCACAAAAUGUCGUUUUUAUCAAUGAUAUGGUAUAUUUAAAUAUCACAAAUAUACAAGUUCAAAUUGAUUCAAAAGAUGCGACAUUUAACGAUGCGUACGAUUGUGUCGGUUUCACCAGUAUUCCGAUUUGGACGGGAAUUUUUGUAACUGCCAUAUUAGCCUCGAUUAUGACAUGGGCACUCAUAAUGAUCAUGGAUAUUCGUACGAUGGACAGAUUCGAUGACCCUAAAGGAAAAACCAUCACGAUCUCUGCCGCGGAAUAAAAUAUAAAAUAUAAUUCGUAUAAUAAUUUAAUAUAUUAAUAUAUUGUAUAAAAUUAUCAUUACAAGAAAAAUCACCUUUACAAGCCAUGCCAAUUUACAAAAAUUAUUUAGAUUAAAUUCUAUGUAGACUCAAUGAAUACCUUGUGUUUAUAGAAAAAUGAAAAGGAACAGUGUUGAAUAAUAUAUAACAGCUAUGCUAGUCUAACCGACACACCAAAUAUUAUAAAAAUCUUGACCCAAUGUAUUAAUAUCCAUACACAUAUACAUUCCAUUAUUUGUCUUAAUAUAUAUGGAUGUCUCAUAAUGUUUAUCUAAAUUUAUUACUACUUUAUUAUUAGUUU